AUGUUGACUAAUUCAUUGCUCGCACCUAUUAAUAUAAGUCUCGUCUUCACAUCGAUUAUCCUUCUGCAAGGUCACUCUCUUCGUGUCGCUAGAACAAAAAUUAAAAAUGAUAUGCCAGAAACGUUUCUGGUUGGAUCAUGUUAUUGGCCAUUCGUUUCAUAUAUUAACUUUCGCUUUAUACCAUUGGAUUAUCGACCGAUGAUUGGAAGUGUAGCUGGAGCUAUAUGGAAUAUUUAUAUGUCGUCAGCUGCUAAUAAUCCAAAGUUAAAUCCAGAUGGCACUGUGCAAUCCUCAGCAGGAACAGGAACAACUUUACUGGCUGAAACAGGUGGAACGGCAGUGCCAGCAUUACAAGAAGCUUGGAAAACAUUAAAUGAGAAUAAAAAAGAUCUGUAG
Molecule: messenger RNA, 396 nt
Organism: Didymodactylos carnosus
Lineage: Eukaryota; Metazoa; Rotifera; Eurotatoria; Philodinida; Philodinidae
Source: the annotation of a GenBank genome assembly